Molecule: messenger RNA, 1212 nt
Organism: Didymodactylos carnosus
Lineage: Eukaryota; Metazoa; Rotifera; Eurotatoria; Philodinida; Philodinidae
Source: the annotation of a GenBank genome assembly
AUGAGAGCACAAAGACCACCAUCGCUACGUCAGUCCAAAGUGACAUCAGCCAUUCUGGAAGCCACAAAGUUCAAGAAUGAGUGUGAUCAUCGCUGUGUUCGACAAACAGCGUUAAAAAAUUGGGCUAAAAUUGUGUCAGCUUUAUUAGUGCCGUUAAUUUUGGGUGUAUUCACUGUCGUGCAAACACUUCAACAACAGAAAAUCUCAAGCCUUCAACGUAAGCAAGAUCAAUACCAAGCAGAUAAUACUCAAAACGAAGAUAUAUUUGCCAAAUACAUUGACGAUGUUUCUCGUUUUAUUUUGAAACAAAAUACAUUCUUAUCUCAAACUGACAAGGUUUACCUUCGCACACAGACACUAACUGCACUUCGUAAACUAGAUACAAAAAGAAGGAGUCAACUAUUCCUGUUUCUCCUUGAAAGUCAGCUUCUGUCCGGUGCAUUUUCAUUAUGCAAUGCUAAUUUGAACAAUAUUGAUGCUUCGAGUGAAUGGAAUGCAAUGUCCGAAAUGGACAAAAUGAACGAAUCGAAUGAUUUUUAUUUACCAAACGUUAAUCUUCGAAAUGCAUCGUUUGCAAGGCGGCUGCUUCGAUAUUCUACGUUUGACGGUUCACAAAUGGACAAUAGUAACUUCACAAGCUGCAUUCUUUGGAACACGACGUUUGUUGGUAGUUCCAUGAAACAAGCAGUGUUUCAACAUGCUAUAAUGGAUGGAGUAGAUUUUAGCAACGCUAAAUUGGUUGAGGCCGAUUUUACCGAUGCAUUAUUAGUCGGCAGUAUAAAUUUCGUCAAUACCGAUCUACUCAAUGCUAAAAUAACAAGUAAUCAAUUAACAAAUUCUGUGCUACUGAAUGCUCGGUUGCCGAACGGUAGUUUUACCUUGUUGGCGGUAGAAAAUAUUUUAGCAAACAGUGACGGAGAAGACAGCCAUGAAUGUAAUGAUGAAAUAUACGGGUGGGAAAUAGAAGGUAAUGUGAGACUUCAAGCUUACAAUGAAUCAACAGAUGUUAAGCAUGGUCAAUGCUAUUUUUCGGGCUUGGAGGGAUCUCAAAUGAAGCAAAAGGUUGACUUGAUAAAUUUUACUCUUCUCAUUGAUAAUCAUGAACUUGCAUACAAUUUAUCGGUCUAUUUAGCAUCAGGCGUACGCGCUGUUUUGACUUUUAUAGAUAAAGACAUGGCUGUCACAGCAGUGCCAUCUGGUAAGCUACGAUGA